ACGACAGAACAAGAUGAGCUCGAACACCAUUUUGAAGGAAGAUGAGAGUCAGCACUUCUCGCCGUAUAGAGCGGAUGGCAAGCUGUAUGGCUUCGUGUGCAUAGUUACAGGCGCGACACAAGCGAUUGGCAAGGCCAUUGUCCAUGAGCUGGCAGAGACUAAUACGGACGAUANNGCACACGGCGCCGCUUGCAUCUAUGCCUGUUCCAACCUUCCCUCUGACCCAUACCAAGAACUCGCCGAUGAAGUCAACGCACUCUGGCCUAACACGAAGGUCAUCGGCUACCCGUACGGCUUGAAAGAGGAGGAUACACUGACUCUGAUCGAUGAUGUCUUGAAUGCUUGGGGACGGUGCACCGCACCUGCAGAUCUCUACAAGACCUUCGAGACCAACAGCAUGGCCCCCUUCUUCGCACUCAAGUACGCACCUCCCGCCAUGGCAAAAACAACACCCAAAGGCAACUACACCAAUGCUGCUCCUAAAGAUGUAGCUUACGGCAGCAUCGUUGUCGUGUCUUCCGUCGCCAGCACCUACGGCGGUUGCUGGGGUCCAGCCUUCACAAUGUCCUCUCACGCCGCACUUGGUGUCGUUCACUCCGGCGUUGCCGUCCUCAAAGGUAGUAAUGUGCGUAUCAAUGCCAUCAGUCCUGGUCAGAUUGAUGUAGGAGUUAGCCUGCAGGGUAUGGAUAUGAGAGGACUAAGCAAUCAGCUGCCACCCAGUGAUUUGCAGACUGAAGAGGUUAGGAGAAAGAUUGUUGGAUUGGAGAGGUCAGGCACCGCGAAAGAGGUUGCGAGGGUGGCUGGGUUUUUGGCAUCUGGCUUUAGUAGUUAUAUCACUGGUAGCAAUAUGGUUGUUGAUGGAGGUGCGUCGGUCAUGAACCCGCUUACCGUUCCUGUC
Aureobasidium vineae is the source of this 898-nucleotide messenger RNA. NCBI's taxonomy places the organism in Eukaryota, Fungi, Ascomycota, Dothideomycetes, Dothideales, Saccotheciaceae. The record is from the annotation of a GenBank genome assembly.